Messenger RNA from Rhinichthys klamathensis goyatoka, 640 nucleotides. Its product is annotated as putative N-acetylated-alpha-linked acidic dipeptidase. The record is from RefSeq and is a predicted model, not a curated record. NCBI's taxonomy places the organism in Eukaryota, Metazoa, Chordata, Actinopteri, Cypriniformes, Leuciscidae. The transcript is spliced from 3 exons. Gene Ontology annotation, molecular function: carboxypeptidase activity. The coding region runs from base 56 to 640 and encodes 194 amino acids.
GUGAUGUUUCUGAAGGUUUUGAGUCCAGAGGAAGGAGAGGAGGGCAUGAGUCUGUAUGAGAGCAUGGCACAAGCGAGACAACUCCACAGACAGAGACGCACCAUGGAUCAGUAAACUGGGCUCUGGAAGUGAUUUUGAAGCGUAUUUCAUCAGAUUAGGGAUUGCGUCUGGAAGGGCGAGAUACACCAAAAACCGGAAAACCGAGCGCUACAGCAGUUACCCGGUUUACCACAGCGUGUACGAGACCUAUGAGAUCGUGGAGCGCUUCUACGACCCGAGUUUCCGGCGGCUGGAGGCGGUGUCCCGUGUUCGAGGUGGACUGAUCUUCAGUUUGGCUGAUUCUCUGAUCUUACCUCUGGACUGUACAGAAUACGCCUCGUCUCUCAGCAAAUACGCUAACAGCAUUCACCAGCUAGCGCUGAAGCAUCCUGCCGCCAUGCAGCAGUUCGGCAUCUCAUUCGGUACACACACUAUCCAUCAUUUAAUAUGCAAGAUUAGUAUGUUCAAAUCAUGCACUCUAGCCGCGUUUCCACCGGAAUUACCCGGAACAAUUUGUCCAAGGAACUUUUUUCCCCCCCGGACCUGUUGCUGUCUGUGUGUCCACCGCGGUCUAGAGUACCGUGAGGAUCAGGCAAAUUAG